AAGACGCCAUCAUCUGGUUAUGUGUCCCUUGUUUUCCCCUCCUCUGUUCAUGCAACGGUAUCAAUUUGUGGUUGAUUUUGUACAACAACACGUACCAAAGAAGGUUCUGGACCUGGGAUGUGCAGACUGCAGGCUUCUGGAGAAGUUGAAAUACCAUGGCAAUGGGGUUGAGUUGCUUGCCGGAGUGGACAAGGAGAGCUCAGCCAUGCGAACAAGAAUGCACUCCUUUGCUCCUUUGUCGAGUGACUACCUGCAGCCCAGAACUGGACCUCUGGCAAUCGAGCUUUAUGAGGGCUCUGUGACCCAACCAGACCCCAGCACCCUUGGCUUCGAUCUUGUGACUUGUAUAGAACUCAUCGAACACUUGCACCUAGAAGAAGUGGAGAUGUUUUCAGAAGUGCUCUUUGGGUUCAUGGCACCCAGUGCAGUGAUAGUCAGCACUCCUAAUGCUGACUUCAACCCUCUGCUGCCUGGUCUGGUGGGCUUCAGACAUCCUGACCACAAGUUUGAGUGGAGCAGAGAGCAGUUCCAGCUCUGGGCGUUGAGGCAGUGUGAGAUCUUCGGCUACACCGUGAACUUUACCGGUGUUGGAGUACUUGCUGAGUCCAACACAGAUGUUGGAUUCUGCUCCCAGAUUGCUGUGUUCAAUCAAGCUCCCUCGCUUCAGAAUUCAGCUGUGCAUCAUUCAAGAGAGGAGCCAACUGUCUACAGGCUGCUGUACUCCGUGGUCUACCCUAGCCUGAGUGAUAACAACAUCCUGCAGAAGACGCUGGUGAAUGAGGUGCUGUGCAGGGCCGAGCUGGUCAAGCGAUCGUGGCUGAGUGGGGAGUGGGUUGCCAAGACGGCACCGGAGCCGUACAUGAGCGGGAGCUCCGUGUGUGUGUCCCUGCUGGAUGUGUGGUCCUGUCCCAGAGUGAGGUCUCUGUGCGGGACUUUGCGGAGGUUCACCGAAGCCCUGGUGGGUGAACCGCAAGUGGUUCUGACCCCUGCCCGAGAGGCCAUCAUCGUACCAGCAGAUGAUGAGGAAGAAGAUGAUGAUAAUGAGGAGGAGGAGGAGGAUGAAGACAGACAAGGUACAGAGACAAGGUGGACAACUUCCGUCACCACGGAAGACUGGGAUGUGGAAAUUCCACACAAUUUAAACUCAAAUUUGCAUGGUGCAAGGUAUGGUUGAAUGUGCACAUAAAUUCACAAAUAUAAAGCUUAGUUGAUGUUCAUUCCAACCUGUUCUGGCUGUGAUUUGGCAAUGGAAUACACGGGACAGGAUCUCCACAUUUUCUAAUUUUGUGUAAUUGCUUAAUGAGUCUGUAGCACUUUGAGAAGUCAUAUCUGUUUUCAGUGUAUUUGUACUCACCUAAUUACAUUUGGAGUCUUUCUUUAGUUAAUCAUUUAUGGUCUGUUUUUACUCCCAGAGGGGUGUAUAGAUCGUUUCAGUUGCAAAAAUAAAACCCAAAAGCUUUGGUAUAGAA
Messenger RNA from Sardina pilchardus (European sardine), 1469 nucleotides. RefSeq names its product HEN methyltransferase 1 (gene henmt1). Gene Ontology annotation, cellular component: cytoplasm; nucleus. The coding region runs from base 20 to 1174 and encodes 384 amino acids. The transcript is spliced from 6 exons. Gene Ontology annotation, molecular function: O-methyltransferase activity; RNA methyltransferase activity. The record is from RefSeq and is a predicted model, not a curated record. Gene Ontology annotation, biological process: RNA methylation; piRNA processing; siRNA processing. Lineage: Eukaryota; Metazoa; Chordata; Actinopteri; Clupeiformes; Clupeidae.